CGGUACGCGAGUGUGCGACGUCGCGAGCUCUCCGUAAUUUUUGCUUUGUACGUUUUUAUUUUUGUAAUUAACUCAUGAAGACGGAAUGAUUAUAAAUGUAAUAACCUCAAGUGAUAAGAAAUGUGAUAAUACAACGCAAUGGCCCUCAAAAUUCGCUGUGUAUCCUACUACUAUGUGAUCCCGUGCAAUAACUCGUCACUUCGGUUGUUUGUCAAUGACGUCUGCGUUUAGCGCAGCAAAAAGUGGAAUUUUAGUUUUGAUUGUGACAAGUAGUGCAAACAGAAAUAAUACAAAUCGUGCUAAUUGAUGAGUGUCUGUAAAAUGGAUGAGUGUUUUCUCCGUUGGAACCUUCUUUUACCAACAGGAGCAAUCCGAGGAGUCUCAUGAAGAAAGGGCCGCACAAAAUGAUGCUGGAGUCAAGCCGGUACGACAAGUGGGAGCGGGCGGGCUCUGGCGGCGGCAGCGGCGGGGGCGGCGGGCCGGGCGGCUCGUGGGCGGGCCGCGACCGCGAGCGCGACCGCGAGCGCGAGCGCCAGGCGCGCGCGCACCAGAUGUCGCACGCGCACGCCGCCGAGCCGGAUGCCUCCUCGCUCUUCCCGGCGCCAUUCAGGGUGACUGGCAAUAGUGACCGCGUGAGCCAGCAGAUCCGCACGAAGCUUGGCGACUACAACAUUGCGCAGACGCUGCUCGAUGACCCCAGCAAGUCCAUCGGUAUCUGCGCCGAGCCCGCCAGCCCAGCCCCAUGCCCCCCGUCGCGGCGAGAGAGCGAGUUCAAGAAGCCUGCGCACGCGCCGCAGAAUGGUCGCGUGCACCAUCGCCCCUACAUGUACAACAAGAGCGACGCGGCCGGCUCGACAGGGGCGCCAGCGCACCGGCCGCCCAACUUGCGGAUACCUAACGGAUUCCAAGCUCAGAAUGCCAUCGACAGCAGUCAACCGCCAAUAGAAUCUAUUUUAAAGGAAAUGAAGUCCCUGCCUACUCCGUUGUCUGUGAUAGCGGCGACUCCGCGGAAAGAACUCGAGAACAAAUUCACCUUCAACCCACACACCAAAUGCCUGGUGCAGGAAACCCCUCAACCCACAAACGAUCUCAAAACACCUCCCCUACCUAAACCCGGUUUAGACAACCGGAUAUCGAACUCAAGGAGUUCUGUGUCACCAGACGUGGUGAACAAAGACCUGGGUUUGUCGGAGAGUGACGACGAGGUCGCGGCCACCACCACCAGGCUAGAGCCAAUCCUCUCGCCAAUCGGCUCCGGCGGCAGUCCCAGUUCGGGCUCCGAGUCGUCGCCCUCAGACUCGGAGUCGGAGUCGUCCUCCGGCGAGUCAGUGGGCCCGGCGGCGGCGCCCGCGGCGGCCCCGCCCGCGCCUGCGCCUCCCGCCCUGCGCUCAUCGUGGAGUCUGUCCAACUUCGCGCCGCCGCCUGCUCACCCGCCCGACCAGCCCUAUGAGUCCAAGGAGCUUAGACAUGCGCUCGCCGAUGUUAAAGGGAAGCCGAGUCCAAUCUCGGACCUAUCAAGCUCGGAGACGUCGUCGCCGUCUCCUGGCGCGCGUCGCCGCCGCUCCACAGCCAACCGCUCGUCUGCCGUCUCCAGCGACGACGAGCCGCCGCGCCCUAGCAACACGACGUCGCCCCGUCUCGCGGCGACGGCGGUCGGGCAGCAGGCGCCGCUGAAACGCGGGCGGCCUCCAAAGAAAUCGACAUCCGAGCCUCCGAAGAAGAAGCGCGGCCGGCCACGCAAGCAACGUGCCACGUCCCCCGUCCCGCCCGCUGGGGCCGAACGGGACACGCGAGACAACCGGGACGCGCGGGACAGGGAGCGCGACAAUCGGGACAGCGAGCCCGAGACAGAGCCCACGCCGGCCCCGCACGCGGCCCUGCAUGACACCAAGACGCAUAUCUUCCGGAAGGUAUUUACGCCGAAAAAGGACGAAGGGGGUAAGGGCGGGAAAGGCGGGAAAGGGAAAGGGGGGAAAGGCAAAGGCCAGGUCACCAUCAUCGAGGUCACGGCGCCGGAGUCAGGGGCCGACGAUGAUGAGAGAAGAAACGAGGAAGCUCUGGCCCGUCUGUCACCGCCUCCCGAAGACCGGCGUCGAGAGGAAAGACAGUCCAAACGGGGGAAUACUCCCCGGUCCGACUACAGACGUCCUGAAGACAGGGUCGACAGGAAUCCGGACCGGACGGCCGACCGGAUACAAACGGAAAGGACGUCCAACGACCGGAUACAAGACCGCGACAGGAUGUCUAGCGAUCGGCUCACGACGGACAGGUUAUCAAGCGGCCUUACCACUGACCGUCUGGUCGCCGACAGACUGUCAUCAGACCGGCUAACGGCCGAUCGUCUCACCUCCCCCGCAAGUCGACUUACCUCCCCCGCGGGUCGACUUACCUCCCCGGCAAAUCGACUUACCUCCCCGGCGGGUCGACUUACCUCCCCGGCGGGUCGACUUACCUCCCCAGCGGGUCGACUUACCUCCCCCGCUGGCCGACUAACCUCCCCCGCCGGUCGGCAUCCAAACGACCGGUUAUCCGCUGAUCGACACGAUCGACUCACGUCGGACAGGUUAUCCUCAGAUCGCCUUUCAAGCGACAGGAUAUCCUCCGACAGAUUGGGAGUGAUCGGAAGCGAUAGGUUGUCGAUCGGUAGCGAUCGGUUGUCGAUCGGCAGCGACCGGGUUUCGUCGGAGAGGUCUAGUGAGAGGGUUUCUGGGGAUAAAACGACCCUGGAGCAUACUCGGGUGUCCGGGGACAAGGCGCCGGAGAAGAUUCCUCUUGAGCGAGCGCCCCCGGAUAAGACGUCUGUAGAACGGGUGCUGCCUGACAGAUAUGUUCGUGCAGAGGCCGAUGUUGGUUCAGGGAUUAAGUCUGGCCGCGGCAGUGAGAGACUCGAAGAGGCUUCUUCCAAUGUGGCGGCGGGCGGGCGCACGCGGCUGGUGGUGCGCGUGCCGCUGUCGCGCCUGCGCAGCGAGCUGGCGCGCGCGCUGCAGCGGCCGCCGCCCUCAAGGCCCACCAAGCGCCGGCAGGCGCCGCCCAGCGAACAGGGCGGCGAGGUGGCGGCCACCAACCACGAGCGGUCCGGCGGCGCGGGCCGUACGCCCAUCUACUACUCGUACUUCGAGCGCCUGCCUGCCGACGCGCUAUCGGACGAGGAGCGAGACCACAAGUACUACUUAGGCGAGGCAAAACGCUUGCGUACGGCGGCGGAACGAGAACAGGAACCACUUGCUCGGGUCAUGCUAUACCUUGAGUCGGUCCUAUGCUUCGUUCUCACCGGGCGAGUGCUGGAACUAGAGCUGGACACCAAACGAGCCUUCACCAUCUACAGGGAGACCAUAGAGUAUAUCAAGUCGAUACACUCGAUGCCGCAGAGGUUCCGCGCCUCGCCGCACUCUACGUUCAGCAAGUUGGAUAUUUUGAGCCUCCGCGUCCAAGCGCUACUGUACCUGCGGAUGUUCAAGAUGUACAACCGGGAGGUCAAGGAGUACUACAAGAUAGUCCAAGAAUAUCAACAAAAGGUAAACAUUCCGGCGUGCGCGGAGUCGGUGUCGCCGCUGUCGCCGUCGCCGUCGCCGGCGGGGUCGGUGGGGUCGGCGGGGUCGGCGUCGUCGGGCUACUGCUCGCUGGCCCACUCCGUGCCGGCGCACGCGCACCACGCGCUGCUGCAGCUCACCAAGUACUACACGUUCCUGUACGUGGCGCACGAGCUGUGGGAGCAGGCCGACUGCUUGUGCCGACUGAGGCCUAAUCAAGAUUUGUUCAUAGCAGUGGACCGCAAGUGCGGGCCGCUGACGCUGUUCUCGACGUUCCGUCACCUGGUGCAGUACGUGCGGCACGCCAUCUCGCUGCUCAAGCACGCGCCGCGCGAGUGACCGCAGCGCCGCCUGCCCAGCGCACGCUCCACGCUACUGUACAGCAUACCUGCGGCCCGGGCGAGAUAACUAGGCUUUAGCCGUUCAGACUAUUCAAACACUUCCUAGUAAAUGCCAGUUAUCGAUCAAAUAGCCCGCAGUAACUUCCAAUAUCCAUUCUUAGACGGAUCUAAUGAAUCGUUCGGUUAUAUAAGUUGUCAUCAGCCCAUCGGGCAAAUAGAUAGUUUACCAUGUGAGACGACACUUUCGCAGUCUUUGCCAACCUGUUGUAUAUUAUCAGCCAAAGAAACCACUUAACCAAUGAAUUACGACUUCACGAACUUGAAUUGAUGUUUGGAUCAUGGUGGCGAUUUGUGGCCCGGUUAAUGGAAAUAGGCUCGCACUGUAUACCAUGAAACAUAGGUGGCGAGGAGUUGGUGUAUAUUCUAUAGACCGCUGCCUAGUUUCUGGAUACAGGCGUAAUGCUAUUUUAUGUUAUUCAAGCAUUUCUGGAAAAGAAAAUAAUAUAUUGUCUUAUGUUAUUGUCAGCUUCGUGUUGUGUCUGAUGGUCUAGUUAAUUCGCUCGGGUUGUAAACGUGUCCACUUUAGGAUUUGGUAUGUGUUGCCAUACAAAGAAGUCCUAGGGCUCCGCUGUUGUGGACGCGAAGGUAGGCUGCUGGUGUCUUUGGAUAUGGGUGGAGAUUUAAAGUCUUACUUGUCAAAUCUGCUGGCUAACUAACACGUAUGUGCGUGCGAAACAGAUUCGCUGCCCCAAUAUUCAAAGAUGCCAACUGGUCUACCGCUUAAAUUACUCAACAUCAAUACUUAUCUGCGAUAAAUACCUAAAUCUUCAACGCCUUGACCUUAACGACAUUAGAUGAGGGUAGGAGUUGUAGGCGAAAUUAUUGACAUUAAAUCGAUGUUCCAAACGUAUUGAAAUAAUGUCUUACUGUUGAAGUAAUUGUUACUUGCAUUUCGAUUGAUAUAUCAAUGAUUUAUGCAAUAUAUGCUAUAUUGCAAUAAGUAAAAGAAAUUACUGAAACAAUACUUUAUAAUUAUACUCUCAAAAACCUAAUCGAUUACUCCAUUUUGAUUAUUAUUUCUAAGAUGUGUCUCCGUUCAAUACUCUGAAUGUGAAAACCAAAAAGAUUUCGUUAUACGGAAUCUAGAAAUUCAGAUUAAUACUCAAUUAUUUUAUAUUUAACUUCUACUGUUAAACUAUAGAAGUUUCAUACAAACUUUGUCAUCAAUUUUUACCCCCUGAGGGGUUGGAUUUCGCAAAAUCCCGUCUUAGUGAGCACCUUCGUCGUAGAAGGAGCCCCCGUGCAAAAUUUGAGACUCCUAGCACUUUUUUGAGAUUUCGUGAUGAGUGAAUGAGACAGUCAGUGAAUUUUCGCUUUUAUAUAUGUACAUAAUUUAGUGUGAAAUUCAUAGUAAGAUUAACAUGGACCUGCCAUUUCAAUCGAACGCAAUUUGCUAUUACUUCGCUAUAAGACAUUAUACAAUUAUAUUUUGACGCCGUUUUAUGACGGAUAUAUUAAAUAUAGAUUGACAAGGAUCUUAUGGCACUUGGAUGACCUGAUGUGCACCAUCUCCAAAUGGAGAAUUCCAUUUAUACAUGUGGCAUUAUAACGAAUAGUAAGGGGGAUGAUUCAGACCAUGAUUCUUGAUACCGAGUGGAAUUUCCUGUCGGAAAAUUCAUGAAAAUUUUACUGUUUUAUUAAAUUAUUUUCAGUUCCAUAAUUUUUCGAUGGAAAAUUCCACUUGAUAUCAACUCGGAAUCAUGGUCUGAAUUGUCCCUCAAAGUUUUCGUUCGAUGUCACUAACACGCUGUUAUGAGUGAAAAAAAAAUCGGCGGCGUUAGUUCCGAUUAUAGCCACGUGCUUAAAGAUUCUUGAUAUUCUAUAUGGGCGUGCGCUAAGGCGGUUAUCACACGGCCGCGCGGUCAGGCGGUGCUCGUGUGUUAAGAAUCAACAGGUUACAUACAAGUCAAUACUACGUUGCCAACCGCUUCACCGCUACCGCGACCUCGUUGUUUGAUAACCGACUAAAACUAGCAUCUGACCGACUUAUGCUGCGUCUACACAAACUUCUUCAAUGCUCAGUGUAAGUUGGUCUGCACCACGCGACCACGCGCGGUUUUGCGCGUACGAUCAACUUACACUGGGCGUGGAACAAGUUUGUGGAAUUAUCAAGCAUAAUUUGGUCUCACCGCCAGAGUUUUAGCAAACGCUAAGCUUACACUAAGAGAUACAAUACCGCCGCGUGCGGUAUCGAGCGACCAACGCACACUCGCAUACUCGGAAUGACACUUCAAGUCUUCGCAUUUCGUUCUCUUUCCAAAACUAUGACCAAAAAAAAACGUGUAAAAACAUCGUUGCCUAGCAACGGGCCACGGGCGAGUCUUCUCAAACCGACUCUAAUGUAAGUGAUAGAUUAAUCAUAUCUUAAGUGUUUUUCGUUGUAGUACCUUCACUAUCAACCUGUGUACUGUCGGGAUCACAUAUACGAAUUGUACGUUUCUAAGUGUUAUGGGAUAUACGACGAUCGCUGUGGGCCAAGAUUUAAUAUAUCUCAAUAUGUAUGGGAUCACUAGUAGUUUGCAAUAAUUUGAUGAUUCUAUAACGCGUAUACUUUGCUCCUAACUCGCGUGAGAGGUUAUAAGUAUUUUAAGCUAUUUCUGUAGUUUCGUUUAGAUCUAUAACUGAUUUUGGGCAACGAUGACUUGUAAUACUUCUUCGAGUUCUAUUGCCUAAAUUAAUAAUAAGAUACAAGUUUGACGUCUCCAAUGACGAUUUCAUGGUUUGUGUGACGACCAAAUAUUAAGUUUGAUCAAAACCGAAGCGUGGUUUAUAAAUCCGUAAAUGUUCCUAUUCUGCUUUCCUUUGACAGACAGAACAAUGAACGAGCAAAACAGUGGUUAGCAUCGUGUUACACCGAUGAUUUCAUAAACAUAUCAAGUUAUUUGGAUACAGAAUCAGCGAUAUUGAAUGUCUAAUGCAUUUUAAUGUUGUUUUAAAUUCACACGCGUACUUAUAUGGAGAGUUACUCUGACCUGUGACUCAUAAGCUACUCGGAGCGACAAUAAUACUCUUAUUAGGGAAGCUAGAUCCGUUUACAUAGUAAAUUCCGCACCUUGUCAAGUAUCGGUGAUCAAAGUAUGAUCGGACGAAGUAAUAAUGAUCAUAAUAUAAUUGAGCAAUUGACAUAAUAACUACAAAUUAGAACAAAUCGAUAGUUCGGUUUAAUAAAUUGAAAGUGCAAAUAUAUUAAUUCAAUUUUUUAAUGAGUACAAUACGAAGACAUCAAUAACGUGACUCAUAAACAAAACGCCGUAACACCAAUUGUCUCUUUCUCUCGGUUGUUUAUCAAAUUUAUGUUGUGAUUGUAUAUACAUAAUAUUAUAUUAUACAUUUUGUAAUGAAUAUACAUGUUAGUGCCAGAUAGGUUUUGUAUGAAAGUUUAUUGCGAGCGCUCCCGGGCUGCGCGGGCGCCGAGUGGCUCCUACGCCGGUGACGUCACGAGCGGCCGCGCCGCGCCGGCCAAUCACGGCCGAGUGACGUCACAGCGCUCCCCAUUGGACCGCCGGACCGUUUACGCAUGCGUACCUAAAUAACGCGUAGACACAAACAAUUCAAAUCAUUAUGGACAAACAUACAAGUUGUAAUGUUUAUAAUGAGCGACAAGAUGCCUUGUACAUAGUAUAUUGUAAGAAAUGUGUAGUUUUCAUUCUAUAUUUUAAUUUAAUGUAAACUAUAUUUAUAGCUAAGCGGACAAGGAGAUAACAUAAUAAUGUUUGAAUAGGAAAUAUGUGUGGAUGAGUGUUGGAUGAGAAGAGGCCUGGCGUGUGUGUGACUCCUGUUUUUUAAAUAAGACAAUUUAUUUUUAAAAUGGAUAUUGUAAAUGUUUGUAGAGGAGCUUGCAGCGUUCAGUAUAGUAUAGUCUAGGUCGACGGACGCGCCGAUAUACCUACGCUAGUUACCUGCUAUGUUACGGCCAGCGUAUCUAUAUACUUAACUCUAUUACUUUACACACGGAUCACAUUAUUUACCUUUGUUCAACAUCGAAAAAUUAUAGUUUAAUUUUGAAAUCACAAAUCGAUUGGUAGGUACUUACUUCCGCACAAAAUAUUUUUUGUUUGUUUAUAAUUUUAGUUGGUUAUUUAUUUAUUGUGGCGACGUAUGAUUUAAUUUUACAGCGAAGUUUACUUAAUUGUAAAGGGAUUGCAUGUGGUGUUUGGGUACUGCGAUUAUAUGAUCCGGGAAUCGAACCUAGUGCCUUGUCGUCGGGGGUAGUACAAUACCAUCCAACCAGACGUUUAUAUACUUUAGAACAAAUAUUACAAAUGCUAUAAUAUAGAAAUAUUUACAUAGAUUUUCUUUUACAUUAUUUUGCUUUUAAUUUUGAAGGCAAAUAGGAAAAUGAAGUCGUAAUUUUGCUUUUCAUUUUAAAGGCAAAUAGAAAAAUGAAUUCUUAAUUAAGUAUGCUUUUUAUUUUGAAGGCAAAUAGAAAAAUGAAGUCGUAAUUUUGCUUUUCAUUUUGAAGGCAAAUAUAAAAAUGAAUUCGUAAGACGUAUUAUAAUAUACAAGGUCUCUAUUUAGUGUUUAUUGUCUUGUUGUAUGGUAUAGAACUGUCUCAAACGUGAUAAAACCCACAUUUUUUGGUUAAUUGAUAUAUUAAUAUGAUUUAUUAAUAAUGCUCUGCCCAUUGUGAAUAUAAUCAACUCUUUUAUUUAUUUUAAGUUAUCAAAAAUCACAAAUGCAUCUCGUUUAUAAACUCGCAUCAUUGUACUUUGAUUAUUUGUUAUCGUUCUUAGUUCAUAAUUUUUGCAUUUUGUGUUUAAACUUUUUGUUGCUUAUUAAAUUCGAUGUUUUGCUCCUCGAUUUACCUUAGUAUGUCAGUUGGCGAGUACGCCUGAACGGCGUGUAUGUAUUAAUAUAUAUAUAUAUAUUAUAAUACUCGAUAUUUUAUGUUACCUACUGCAAUGAACUUAAUUGAAUGAUUUGAACAUAUCAAGAAGGAAUCGUUGCUAACUAAACUUGUCAACUGACUUAUUUACUCACAAUAUUUUCGCACAUUUAUAGCAUAAAUUUAUUGUCCUCCAACUAUGAAAUUAAAUCUAAAUGAGCCCUAAAAUUGAAGCCAAAUUAUAUUGACAUUUUGUACUAAGUUGAUGAGCAAGGGCGCGGGUGAACUGUUAGCGAUUGUUUUAGGAAAUUGUAAAAUACUGUUUUCUUUAUAUACACCGUCCCACACCUGACUAAAUGUUGCCUCUGUUCUUUCGCUAAAGUGAUUUGUGUCUUAUUGACAAUUAUAAAAGGUACAAAUCAGUUUUGGCGAAAAUUGUAGAUACGACAGUUUGUCAGGAGAAGGAUGACAUAGUAGCAUUCUUGUGUUGAUAGCAUGUAUAAUUUGUUUUUUUUUUAUUCGCGUUAAGGAUUAUGUAUAAAUUUGUUUUCCUCUAAUUUUAUUAUUUGUGUAACUAUACCUUAUGUUAUUGAUGAUAGAAUACAUUAAUUUUUAUGUAUGGAUUA
Molecule: messenger RNA, 9382 nt
Organism: Pectinophora gossypiella (pink bollworm)
Lineage: Eukaryota; Metazoa; Arthropoda; Insecta; Lepidoptera; Gelechiidae
Gene: lilli
Product: AF4/FMR2 family member 1-like
Exons: 22
Coding region: 384-3869 (1161 amino acids)
Biological process (GO): regulation of gene expression
Cellular component (GO): super elongation complex; nucleus
Molecular function (GO): DNA binding
Source: RefSeq, a predicted model, not a curated record